AUGAACUUGCCCUUCCAAAAAAAGCAACUACAGCGUGGGAACAUAAGUAUCAGGUGUGCUGAAGAGCAUAACACGAGUGAUACUCUGAGUAACAGCUGUGUAAGUUACACACACACUACAACACCAAACCACGCAGCACAGGCACGGUGACUUUGUGCACUCCCUGUGUCCUGCACAGCCCAGCCAUAGGAAGGAACACUCCACACUCCCAGCACAGCCCUUGGGAGUGCAGGAGCUACUGCAGCCACAUGAUACAAACAGUUCAGCCUUGGGGCAGCACAGACCUGAAGCAUCAGAGCAGUUUUCAUCUAAAAUCUGUUACUCUCAGAGAGAGAGCUGGCACCCCUGGUGCCCCUUGCUGUCCAUGUCAGCAAUGCACUCCUUCAGGAGCAUGACAGCCUAAAAAUUGGGAACACAAGUGAGAAACUCCAAGUAUCUGCUGCAGCUUUUGCCAUUGAGCUUCAGCCCAAGCAAGGAGACACUCCUGGCUCUGCACUUCUUCCCCACCCUAACUCCAUUCCUUAGAGGAGGACUCAGCUGCAGCUUUAAAUCCCAGCUGGAUGCUCCUGCCCCUGGUAUUCAUCAUCACCCUCCUGCUCAAUUUGUGUGUGCAAUCCCAGCACAGACACACUCAGCUGUGGCAGCAAUACCUGCUGGUGUACACGAAGGAUCACCAAAUGUACCCCAAACUUCAUAUUCCAGUUUAGAAACAGAAAAUCCUCGAAGCAACAGUGAGAGUGGGAUGCAGGGGAGAAGCAGCAAGGGAAGGAAGCUAACUGGAAAACUGACAGUCCCCAUGCAAGGAGCAGGGAAAUGGGUCUCUUAGGCAUCCCAAGAUUUACAAGAGGGCCAAAAAGUGACUUCCUGCUAUUCAAGUCCAGGCUGAAAUAUAAUAAACGACUGCCAGCAUAACACUGACUCAUAUCCAUCAGAUUUAUAAAUCAGUAUUUCGACAAAGAAAGCUCUGUUGGCUUCACCAUAGACAACUCUAAACCACUCAGAUGUGUUGUUUAACCCACUCAGUGUUCAAUGUCAUUGCAGCAAAACCCAGCUCUUUAUUAAAAACCAGGCAACUGAAAUACUGCCUUCAGAAGCCUGUAUCAGAUAGCCUUUAUGACUUAAAGGCUUGCAGAUUAACAUCAAAACUAGCCCUGCUGCUGGAUUUUUUUUUCUGACUUAUUUAAUCUACAAAGAAAGAAAAGUUCUCACGGCUUCUCCUUCACACACUUGUUCACUACAGAACAAACUGGAAAUACAUUCAAACACCAAAUGGUAACACACCUACAGCUAUGGGGUGCUUGAAAGGAAUGCACGUUGGGUAGAGGUGUGAUUCCUAACCAACAUCACAGCACAUGAGCUUUACUCUUCCCACAAGUGUUGCUCAACCCUCUUCCCAUGAGAAGCAGGGACACCUUUAUGAGCAGACUUGCAUCAGUAUAGCUGCAACCACAUCAAAGGAAGCUCUGCUUCUGGAAUUGAAACUUUUACCACCAAGAUGCAGAAAACUAGGUCCAAUAUUGUUUUCUAAAGCUCCUUAAAAUUCUGCUUCUCUAUUACGGGCCACAGACACACACCGAUACGAUGAAGGCCAAAUUUUGCUGUUUAUGCCCUGUGGAACCACACACACUCCAAGGGCGAGAGGUGCUUAAGUUACGUGUGCACAUUUGAAAAUAUUCUCUAUUAUUCCAGGAUGCUCAGGGUAACCUAUAUUCCACCUGCAUUGCACUGGAGUGCAAACAUUUCCAGCCUCCUUCGACUUACCUGAAGGCCCAUACAUCACUUUCUAAGCCUGUUUGGGUUGGGGUCGUGUACUACACAAACUCAGACAUCACACAAUUGCAUGAUUAAACUGCUUUUCCAUAGGGCACCCUCGGGAAGGCAACGCCGGUGCUGUCACCGUGCAGGAGCAUCCCUGCCCGUGAGCCCUGCGCAGUCCAGGGCAGGGACGAGCUGCCAUGCAGGGAACGGGGGCUGGCGCACGGGGCAGCGCUGGAUGGAGCCGCACAGCCCGAGAGGCUGCAUCUCCCCGCUGUGCAUUCGGGGAGGCGGAGCGGACAACGGCAAAUCGCUCCCGCACACGGAAAACCCGGGCUGCCUCCUUACGGGAGAGCCGCCCCCGCUGCUGCCGCUGCUGCCGCGGUCCCGCUGCAUGGCUCUGUGUGAGCAGCCAGCGUGGGGACAGCGUGGGGACAGGCGGCCGCGGCCCCGUUCUGGCGCCGAGCAUCACCUGGGGGGCGGCCGCUGCUUCCCUCGGGCCGGCCAUCGGCUCCUACCGCACACCCCCCAGCCGCGGUACCCCGGGCCGGGCACGGCAAAUCCCGGCCGCGUUCCCCCCGCGCUGCCGCAGCCCCGCCGAGCCUCCGGAGCCCCCGCCCGGCGCCGCCGCCACGUGCGCGCCCGCCCCGCCCCGGUGCCCCCGCGGCCGCCGCCCCCUCCGCCCGCUCGGGCACCGGCAGCGGCCUCGGGCCCCGCACCUGCCGGGCCGGGCCGAACCGAACCGCGCCGCGCCGCUCACCCAGCAGCAGCAGCCGAGAGGACAGUUCUUUGAAACAGCCUGGUUUGUGGGGAUCUGUCCAUGUGCCACCUGCCAAAAGGAAAAGGAACUCUCUUGAGGACUGUGAAGAAAACAAACG
Molecule: messenger RNA, 2633 nt
Organism: Motacilla alba alba
Lineage: Eukaryota; Metazoa; Chordata; Aves; Passeriformes; Motacillidae
Product: mRNA decay activator protein ZFP36L2-like
Exons: 2
Coding region: 1956-2612 (218 amino acids)
Source: RefSeq, a predicted model, not a curated record